This is a messenger RNA of Sclerotinia trifoliorum, 2541 nucleotides long. The record is from the annotation of a GenBank genome assembly. NCBI's taxonomy places the organism in Eukaryota, Fungi, Ascomycota, Leotiomycetes, Helotiales, Sclerotiniaceae.
CAUUUUUCCAGCCUCAUAUUAAGUUAAAUAAUUGGUGAUUAAGAGUUCACCGCUGCCCGCUAUUAUAAAAAUACUGGAUACUUUUUUUUGACACAUUUAAUUAUUAUCACGAGAAUUUGAUCUUGCCGUAUUAAUUCAUUCUGCUUCUUUCUGGUACCGGGUGGGAACUUGGAAGUAUUGCAUACCGAGUACGUACGUACCAGUAUUGAUACAGAUAUUGAUAUUGAUUCUGAUCUUGAUUCUGAUAUCGAUUCUGAUAUCGAUUCUGAUACUGAUACUGACUGAUACGACCGAUUGCCAUAUCUACUCCCGGAUCUCUACGACGCGCCUCGUUUGAUAAAGUCUAAAGUCUAAAGUCUUCAGCCUCAGCCUCGGGAAAGAUCAUCAACAUCACAUCACAUUUCACAUUCAUCACCUGUUUCUACAUACGCUCACUGUUCGUACGAGAGCCGUAAGAGUCGUAUUGAUAUUGAUAAUUCAACAAUCUUUACAAGAAAGUCUUCAUCUACUUGAAUAAUCUGCACAAGCAAGGGAAAAUGUCUUUUUUCUUUAAUUCCCUUCCAAUCUCGGAAAAUAUGUCCAAUAAUCUGGCUUUGGAAUCACCCACUCUCGGCACUGAUUCAACCUCUCGACAUGACGUACAACAUAUUGCAGGCGCAAAAUCAAAUAUUUAUCUUCCUCCAUCGACACCAUCAGCUUCUGCUACUUCUUCCCUUUAUCUAUUGGAUACGCGAUCAACAACCAGUACGGAUAUGUUAGGUGGAGGUGGUACAAUGGUUGGGAGAAAAAGAAUGAGAGAUACUUUACCAUAUGAAUAUGGAUACGAAAGAGGAAAUCAAUUUGAGGAUGGAGAUUCCAAUUUAAUUCCUCCAGGAAGUCCUAUGCCAUUUGUUAAUACGAAAUAUCGUUUGGCAGGAGGAUUGGAUACUCCCCAGGCCGAUUUACAAAAUAGGGAAAUGGGAAUGGGUAGAGAGAGUGAUUUUGGUGAUACUAAAUAUCGAAGGGAGUUGAGUGAUGUCAAGGAAACUUUUGAGAUGGAAGGAGAAGGUCAAUUAUAUCGGGAUGAAAAUGGUAGACCGAGGAUCAGGGGUCAACCAAAGGAAGAUGAGAAACGUGGUUGGAUUAAACCAAUGGUUAAUGUUGUAGGUGGUGUGGUUGGAAAGAUGUGGGAGUUUUGUAAGAUGGGUGUUGCUUUUAAAGGAUUUCAAGCUGGUGGAGGGAAUGGUUAUGUUUUUGGUUCAUCAACUCCCAUUCCACCAACAACCAUGGAUGAAUCGAAAGAUAAUAUGUGGGAGGAUGAAAAAUCUCCGAGCACACCUGUGCCGGGUGGACUUCCUAUGGGGGGAAUGGUUGAGAAUUAUAUGGAUCAACAUUAUGUUGAACCACAAGAAGAGACUACACCACCGAGACCAGCAAAGAGACGACAAACUAGUUUUACGACUCAAACAGGUCCAGAUGAUAUGUCGAGAAAUUGGGUGGUUGUCCCUCCAUCAGAAUCACCUCAACCGGAAUUUUCAUCCAUUCAACAAUAUCCAAAACUUCCUCCUGUACCAGCAGAUGCAUUUGCAAUUCCACAAUCUCAAGCUACUAGGCCUAGGUUAUCACAACAGAGAAGUGGAAUUGCUAGAUAUAGUAUGCCUGCAUCUACGAAUUCAGGUAGAAGACAUUUAGUCUCUUCUCAAAUAACAUCAAGUAACAUAAGCGCAACUCGAAGAUCCAGUUAUCAAAAUAACCCUCGAACUCUCAACCCUUCACCCACAUUAUCAAGCUUCGGUAAUACAAAUUACUCAACUCCAUCUCGACCAAGUCCUUCUUCUCAUAUUCAUCGCACAGCUUCACCAGCUAGCUCACGUAUUCCUCGCUGGACACCUAAUAGUCCUAAAACAGGACCGACGAUGAUGAAUGAGAGUCCGGCAGCUAGAGAAGCGAAAGCGUGGAAAGCGAAACAGUUAAAGGAGGAUAGGGAACAAGAUGAGAUGAUGAGGAAGUUUGAUAGACAGAUGAAGGAUUUAAUUAGACAGGGUACUAUGGCUUUGAAUACUACGGUGGCGGAUAUGGAUAUUGAUGGGGUGGAUGGGGAUGGGGAUGGAGACGUGGAUGUUUUUUUGGGGGGGAGUUAGGUUGGGAGUGAGGUUGGGCUUGGGGGGAGGUUGGCUUGGGGGUGAGGUUGACUUAAGAUUUGGGGUUAGGUUGGGGUUUGAGCUUAGGUGUGCAGGGUUCGGGAUUAGGAAUUAGGAAUUCGGGGUUAGGAGUUUGGAUUUGAGUGUUUGAGCAUUGUGCGUUUGAGCUUUUGAGCGUUUGAGCGUCGAGGGAGUAUGAGAUAUAGGGAUGGAGAUAGGCUGUAAUGUGAUGUGAUGUGAUGUGAUGAUUUGAUGAUUUAAUACAUACAUAUUUGUAUAUUGGAUAGGAAUACUAGGUAGGUAGGUAUCCUUAAGGUAGGAGGAAAUUAAAUUAAAUGUAAUGCAUUGGAUUGUAAUGUAUUGGAUUGUAUUAUAAUGUAAUAUAUGUAAUGGCUUAGUUAUAGGGAUAUUAGAUGAAUGU